Molecule: messenger RNA, 1999 nt
Organism: Solea senegalensis (Senegalese sole)
Lineage: Eukaryota; Metazoa; Chordata; Actinopteri; Pleuronectiformes; Soleidae
Product: forkhead box protein G1-like
Biological process (GO): regulation of transcription by RNA polymerase II
Cellular component (GO): nucleus
Molecular function (GO): sequence-specific double-stranded DNA binding; DNA-binding transcription factor activity
Source: RefSeq, a predicted model, not a curated record
GGCUGAGCAGAGAAAAGCUCUGACCAAUGUUUGUUCCGCUCUUCAGCGGCUGCGGCUUCAUAAUUAAUUGCAGAUAUCUGUCUCCUAUCGAUGUGUGUGUACGUGUGUUGUGUGUGUGUGUGAGUGAGUGAGGGAGUGUGUGUGUGUGUUUUUGCCUCUUUCUCCCUAAACCGAACAUGAAAUAGUUUGUUGGGCUACACUUUUCCUUCCUCCUCUCUGUCCCCCCUUCUUUCCUUUCCUUCUCUUCUCUCCUCUCCUUCCUUCCUUCCUUCCCGUCCUGGUUCGCGGACGCACACGGACUCGCGGAGACCCAGCUGCGUUCGCCGCCGGUGAUGUUGGACAUGGGAGAGCGCAAAGAGGUGAAAAUGAUUCCAAAAUCCUCCUUCACCAUCAACAGUUUGGUUCCUGAGGCCGUGCAGAGCGACAACAACAACCAGCAGCAGCAGCAGCAGCAGCAGCAGCAGCAGCAUCAUCACAGCCAGCACCACCUGCACCACCAUCACCACCACCACCAACCAGAGCCAGAGCCAGAGCCAGAACCUCCACCAGAACCUCCACCUCCAGCAGCAGCGGGCCGCUGCCGGCGCGGACGAAGCCGAGCUGAAAGCGGCAGCCGCGGCUCCGCAGCAGCAGCAGCAGCAGCAGCAGCAGCAGCAAGAAGGAAAAGCGGAGGCGAAAAGUGACGCGUCGACUCUCCUGCAGGAGAAGAUCAGCGCCGAGGAGAAGCAGCAGCAGCAGCAGGAGCAGAGGAGAAGAAGGACAGCGGCAAAGACGGAGGAGGAGGAGACGCCGCGGGGAAGGAGGGAGAGAAGAAGAGCGGCAAGUACGAAAAACCUCCGUUCAGCUACAACGCGCUCAUCAUGAUGGCGAUCAGACAAAGUCCCGAGAAGCGGCUCACGCUCAACGGCAUCUACGAGUUCAUCAUGAAGAACUUCCCGUACUACCGCGAGAACAAGCAGGGCUGGCAGAACUCCAUCCGGCACAACCUCAGCCUCAAUAAGUGCUUCGUCAAAGUUCCGCGUCACUACGACGACCCGGGCAAAGGGAACUACUGGAUGCUGGACCCGAGCAGCGACGACGUCUUCAUCGGCGGGACCACCGGUAAGCUGCGCCGCCGCUCCACCACCUCCCGGGCCAAGCUGGCCUUCAAGCGCGGGGCCCGCCUCACUUCCGGCCUGACCUUCAUGGACCGCGCGGGCUCCCUGUACUGGCCCAUGUCUCCCUUCCUGUCCCUGCACCACCCGCGGCCCGGCGGCGCGCUCAGCUACAACGGCGCGUCCCCGGGUUACCCGGGUCACCCCAUGUCCUACAGCACCAUGCUGACCCAGAACAUGGCCAACAGCCACUCGUCGUUCCCGCCCUCUAACGGGCUGAGCAUGGAGCGGCUGGUCGGCGGGGAUCUGCCCUACGCCACGCACCACCUGACCGCCGCGGCCCUCGCGGCCUCCGCGGUUCCCUGCGGCCUCUCGGUGCCCUGCUCUGGGGCCACGUACUCCCUCAACCCGUGCUCGGUGAACCUGCUGGCGGGACAGACCAGUUACUUUUUCCCGCACGUGCCGCACCCGUCCAUGAGCGCGCAGAGCGGCGGCGGCGGCAGCGGCGGCGGCGGCGGCGGCGUCUCCCUGCAGGCCGCAGCCCGGGCCGCGGCCUCCGGUUCCCCGCAGGCUCCGUCCUCGUCCUCGCUGCCCUGCAGUGACUCUCUGCGGCCGCCGCUGUCCGCCGCUCUGCCCGCCUUCUCCUCAGGACUGUCCGCGGGUCUGUCCGAUUAUUUCACCCACCAGAACCAGGGAUCCACGUCCAACCCGCUCAUCCACUAACACACACCGGAACCACGUGACCCCGACCUGACCCCGUCCACCUGAACCUCACCCCUCCAUCCCUCCCUCAUCCUCUCAUCUUCCCGCCCUGAAGGAGUGAAAAUCUUUAAAAAACAAACUCUGGAACAUUUUACACUGAACUUUAAAGUUGUAAAACAAACAAACAAACAAACAAACAAACA